GCUUUAAUGCACGCUGAGCGCUCGGCCGGAGCAUAACCGAUAAAAACGGAGGAACGAUCUUUCGUGAACGGUCUCGACUUUUGAACGCUUUUUGUAUUUUUCAAAUUGGCCAACAGCACGGAGAUAAAUUUUCCGUAGAAAUCACAAGGGAACUAUUGUGAUAUCUGCACAGCAAAAUUCGACUAAUUUCACGAGAAAUUUAAGAAGAUGACUCGAUUCAACGAUCUACGUGCAAUUUUCUUCCUACUUCUGGUCAUACAGUUCGAGCAAUUUUUUUCUCCAAGGCGAGGAGUGUUGCUAAGCGAAGCUAGAAUGGAAGCACAGUUCGAGAAAUGCUGCGGGCUUGGUACCUCGUGGGCUUUGGAAGGGAUUGGAUGUGAAAAGUUCACAGGGCCGGUGUCCGGAGUGCCAACAGUGGAGCAGGGUCUUUGUUUGGAGGCUGUGGAUAUUUGUUGCGUGAGAACGUAUCAUGAGCAACAAUGCAAGAAAGGAAAAUCGGAUGCACGUGCUGGUUUAGCGUGCGUUACUGGUACUAAAAGCAAACGACGUUUAGGACCGGGCGAUUAUCAUCGUGAUUGUUGCGAAGCCUGUAAAUUAGGUAUUUUAACCGGAUCUAUGGGUCAAGGAUGCGCUUUCAAGUCGUUCACCUUUGGAAAUCCAUGGGAUCCCGCAUUUUUGGAGUGUUGUCAUGAAGCAUCACCGAGCACCACGACAAUCUUGACUACAGAAUUAACAGACGAAUCUUCGUCAAGCGAUACUACAGAAACCGACACAACGUCGUCAAUGACUGAGACAACGUCGUCGUCAACAUCCUCUUCCCCAUCAAUACCUACACCUCCGCUAGAUGAUAUUUGCCAACUUAUGAAGGGAUUACUCUGUUCUGACAUUUGCGUUCCUACACCAGGGUCAUACUAUUGCAAAUGUCGUGAUGGUUUCACUUUACUAGAAGAUGGAAAAACUUGUAGACAAGAUUUACCGACUGAUAGGUGCAAAUCAAGUAAUCCAUGUGAGCAGCGUUGCACGGACAAUGGAGUUGCAAUUACAUGCAGUUGCGAUCCUGGUUACACAUUAGCGAAGGACAAGCAUUCUUGCAUCCCCAAAUCACCGGAAAAGAAAAGCACUGUUCCAGAGGAAAAAGAUGAAUUGUCGCCACUUUGUCCAUCUGGUUACCGUUAUAAAGCUUCCAGUCAGGUUUGUGACGACGUGAACGAGUGCAUAGAGAAAGCAGUAUGUCCUGGUCAUUGCGAGAAUACUAUAGGAUCUUAUAUAUGCACAACGAAAGAUAGUAAAAAAACUGUCCCUUCUCAAGAUUGUCUUCCUGGAUACCAGUGGGAACCUGCUCUACGUCUUUGUGCAGAUAUCGACGAGUGUCUUAUAUUAUCAGAACCGUGUCCUGGGAGGAAAAAUUUUUGCGUUAAUACACAAGGCAGUUUUAAUUGCCUGAAAAUGAAGAAAUUAUAAAAAUUCCUUUUUCUUUUUCUCUUUUUAGAUGUGGAUGAGUGUGCAGAAGAAAUUCAUAGUUGUCUUAAAGGUUCGGAGGAGUGUCGUAAUACUGAAGGCGCAUAUGAGUGUGAUGUAAAGUGUAAAAAAGGAUUUACGUAUAGUAUUAAUCUGGGUACAUGUGUAGACAUUGACGAGUGCGCUGGAUCAUAUAACCCGUGUUCCGGCUCAAACACUACCUGUAUAAAUGUAAUAGGUGGUUACGAAUGUUUGCCUUUCAAUAAUUCUGCACCUCAAUUCUUGAUCGAUACAAAAGCGGAACCAUCGAUGUGUCCUGCAGGAUAUAAACCUAUGAAUGAUUCUAAAGAUGCUUGUAUCGACGUCGACGAGUGUAAGGAACAGUUGCAUUCGUGUGACGUAAACGAACAAUGUAUCAAUGAGAUCGGUAGUUACAGAUGUGAACUACCAUUAGACGCCGAAGAUACCGAUUUAAAUGAAAGAGAUGAAGAUAGUGAUUCAUAUAGUAGAGAAUACGAAGAACAACCCUUCAUUUCUCCAAGGAUUAAUCGUUCAGUGAUUUGUGAAGAAGGGUUCAUUUUAAAUCAGCAAAGCUUAGAUUGCAUUGAUGUCGACGAAUGCAGUAAUGGUUUGUCGAAUUGCGGAAUUGGCGAGCAGUGCAUCAAUUUUGAGGGUGGAUACAGAUGUUCUCCAGUGUGUCCACCUGGUUUUCAACCACGCAAUAAUAGUUACCAUUCCAAUGGAAUUCAAGGACCAUGUCAAGACAUAAACGAGUGUGCGCUUGGAUUACACUCGUGUAACAUAUUAACUCAUUAUUGUACUAAUACGAACGGUUCUUACUUCUGCGAAGCAUUUACAACCACAAGUACAACUACGACUAACAGACCAUUUAAUGAUGCAAGAAGCAACAAAAUGCAGACUAUCGAUCGUUACUUGUUCCUGGAUCCUUGCAAACACGGAUACACGAGAGAUUUAAAAAGUGGAGAAUGCGUGGACAUCGACGAGUGUACAACAAGUUCAAAUUGUCGGGAGCAUGAACAGUGUCAUAACAUUCUAGGUGGCUUCAAGUGUUCACCACUUUGUACCGUUGGCUGGUAUUUUAAUAAAUUAACAAAAGGUUGUCAAGAUGUUGACGAAUGUCUUUUGGGCAGGCACGAUUGUCCAGAGGGUACUCAUAUAUGCGUCAAUACAAAUGGUUCCUUUGUGUGUGAACUGAUACAGCCAUGUAGCAACGGUUACGAACGCUCUUUCAAUGGUAGUUGUAUAGAUAUUGACGAGUGUUUAGACGAUUUACACACUUGUCGAUUAGAAUUGUACCAGUAUUGUGUGAAUAAAAUUGGCAGCUUCGAAUGCCUGACCAGAUUACCUUCUUGUCAAACGGGAUUCACGUUUUCUGUAGCUAGUAGACAAUGCGAGGAUAUCGAUGAAUGCGUUACUGGUGAACACAAGUGUGACUCUAGAUUGUCCGAAAAAUGCAUCAAUCUACGAGGCACUUACAGAUGUGAAAGACCUAUAGCAGUUCAACGUCAACGUCAGAAACCUGCUUGUCCCACAGGUUUCAGGUAUCAUCCUCGACUAAGAAAGUGCACAGAUAUCGACGAAUGUGCGGAAGGUUUAGAUGCUUGUGAAGGCGAAGUUUGUUAUAAUCAGCCAGGUGGUUAUAGCUGCGCGAAACUUCCAAAACCUAUUACCAGGAAACCGACCACGACACCCUCACCAGCAUUACCAAAUCAGAAAUGCGCUCCUGGUACGAAAUUCGUUAGGAACCGUGGCUGUGUCGACAUUGACGAAUGUCAAGAAGUAGAAGACGCCUGUAGCAGCAAUGAAGAAUGCAUCAAUACCAGAGGAAGUUACAUGUGCACCUGCAAGCCUGGUUUCAGGCGCGAGAAUUUGACUCAGGCUUGCGUGGAUAUUAACGAGUGCCAACUACAGGAAGAUAAUUGUUUACCAACGCAGAGAUGCGACAACACCAUAGGAAGCUUCACUUGCACGCGUCUUCUGCCAUGCGGUACCGGAUAUACGUUGAACGCCGCUACUGAAAUUUGCGAAGACGACGACGAAUGUUUUCUCGGCACACACGACUGCGGAGCGGGUUAUCAUUGCAGAAACACACUUGGUUCUUAUCGAUGCGACCGUAAUCCACGUAUGCCAGUUUCACAGGCUCGAACUGGAAUUACAACAGCACUGACAACUACAACAUCAACAACCACGCAAGUUACACCAUCGCACAACUGUCCAAACGGUUUCAACCCUAGUUCCGGUGGAAAAUGUGUAGACAUAGACGAAUGUGAAAGGAAUCCGAACAUCUGUGGUAAAACGAUGCGAUGUAUGAAUACACUUGGAUCUUACAGGUGUGUGUCCAGAGUGAUUUGCGGCAAUGGAUAUACUUUGGAUCCGGUAACAGGACAGAAUUGUGUCGAUGUGGAUGAGUGCGCGGAUGGUACACACAAAUGUACCGCGGAUCAAACUUGCGUGAACAGAUUAGGUGGAUACGUUUGCAAUUGUCCACCUGGACAUGUGACUGGACCGAAUAAGGACUGCAUCGAUAUCGACGAAUGUAGCCUUUACGGUAACAUAUGCGGAUCAAAUAGUCAAUGCGAGAAUACAGUUGGUUCUUAUAGAUGCAACUGUGACAGUGGUUUUGAAAACGUUGGUAGUUUCACUGGUAGUGGUUGUCAGACUGAACACCGUUCUUUCGGUUUUUCUUUUUUUGAAGAUAUCGACGAGUGUAGGACAGGACAAGUUUGCAGAGGUCAAGAUGAAAUUUGUCACAAUACCAGAGGUGGUUUCCGUUGCAAUAGAAUAAAUUGUCCUUCGGGAUAUCACCGUGAUCAUGUUAAGAAAAACCGAUGCGUGAGAUCAUGGCCUUGUCACUACGACAAUCCAGCUUGCUUCAAACAACCGUCGCAUUAUUCGUACAAUUUCAUCACCCUUGUGAGCAUGUUACCAAUUGCGCCGAACGAGCCGGAGAACUUAUUCAAAAUGACAGCAUACCAUCAACAAGGUUCGGCGAUACAAUUCAGCAUGGCGUUUCUGGAUGCACGCGCUCCACCUGGCGUGCAACGCGCUACAGAAUCUUGUUUCGCUUUAAAAAGGCCAUCGCCAACCGAAGCUGUUUUGGUAUUGACCCAAAGCAUACAAGGCCCACAGGAAAUUGAACUCGAUUUAAGCAUGGAGUUCUAUCACCAUACGAUUUUUGCGGGAAGUGUCGUAGCAAAGAUCAUGGUUUUCGUUUCACAAUAUGAAUAUUAAAAAUGAUCUUGAAAAACGAAUUAUUAAAAAUUUCUUAACUUCUUUUUUUCAAUUUACUCGAAACGAUAUAUUUCAAACGCAAUAUUUCACAAUGUAGUUUAUAAAUUUUUCAUCUGAAUCUAAAGAAAUGAAUGAUACACAGGAUAUUUUUGAAAAAGAGUUCAAAAUUUAUAAGGUGAAUAAUGGGUAAAGAAAAUUAAUAAGUAGGAUUUGUGUAAAACAUAGUUUUAUGGGUCUUUCACUGCCACGCACAUUUCAUAUUAGAGACAUACACACGCAUGUUCGAUGACAUCAUUCAUACUUCACAUAGUUUCCUCUGCAAUUUUCCACACAAUUUUCAGAUAAUGAUUUUGUAUUUUUGAUGUACAAACAAGUAAUACUUAGGAUUGUAAUGAUAACAGUUAAAUUUUUUUUGGGAGGUAAAGGAAGUAAGAAUCGUUGUAAAAAAUUAGAACGAAUCAUAAUGAAUGGAGCAAUAAUUUUAUACUGUAUUUUCGGUACAUAAGUAGAUUUGUAUGUACAUAGGGUAUAUCUAAGUGUAUACACGUGAGAAAACGAAAGAAAAUCACAUUAAUCGUUUUAAAUUAAAUUCCUUUAGAUUAUUGUAUUCUGUAAACAUUAUGUCUUAUAAAAAU
Messenger RNA from Habropoda laboriosa, 5345 nucleotides. RefSeq names its product fibrillin-1-like. The transcript is spliced from 18 exons. The record is from RefSeq and is a predicted model, not a curated record. Gene Ontology annotation, molecular function: calcium ion binding. NCBI's taxonomy places the organism in Eukaryota, Metazoa, Arthropoda, Insecta, Hymenoptera, Apidae.